AUGUCGGGCAUCCAAGCGACGCAAUCAGCCUCAAAUCAAGUCAUUCGUAAUGAUCAGGAUGGAAGGGAGGUGCCGUGGAAAGUCGACCUUCCUUUGGCGGCUUCAGCCGUUAUAGCCACUCUUCUCGACAGGUACUUCUCAGUGAUUGCGCCUCACUGGCCACUUGUUCUGGAAGAAGAUCUCAAUCAGGAGCCCUACACUUCUCCGCUUUUGCUCCGGUCAGUGUGUCUUGUAUCGGCUCACCUUGCUGGCGCCAGGGCACAUACGCUGGUUGAAGAUAUCGCUCAGUCCAUUCAUCAGUGCUUUGACGCCUAUGAGCUGCUGUCACUCCCUACAGUGUCAACAUUGCAAUCCAUUCUGCUGAUGCUGGCCUCGCCGAGAUUCUCUCAGCAGUCCAUGAUGACAGCUUCCGCUUGCCGUAUGGCAUUGACACUGGGACUUCACCGACCGUACUAUCCCAAACCGAUACUGUACUGGUCUUGCAUCGUGGCUGCGCGUUGGGAGUCCUUGAGAUCCGUGAGUACACGCCUGGCCGACCGCGUAUGCUUUGAUCUUGAAACGACCCCGCCGCACACCGAGCCAGAUCCAAAGACGGUAUUUGGAGCCUUGUAUCAUCUGUUAGCCUACGCAGAUGAGAACAGGGAGCAUACGGGUGAUCUGUACCAUACCUAUCGUUUCCAGAAUAUAUACGCACACGACACAACACCGACCGCCCGGGAAGUUGAUGCCUCUGCUCGGAUAUUGGAAGAAGAGCCGGAGACUAUACAGACUCUUAUGUACCCGCUUGUGCGGUACCUGUCAGAAGAUGGUACGAAUGGCAGCGACGCUUCAUCAACAAUAACGGAUGAUUCACCUGCAUUUGAGCUUAACCCAUUCUACUGUUGUACUCGAAGAAUUGUUGUCUAA
Messenger RNA from Cladophialophora psammophila CBS 110553, 906 nucleotides. RefSeq lists its product as uncharacterized. Gene Ontology annotation, biological process: DNA-templated transcription. Gene Ontology annotation, molecular function: zinc ion binding; DNA binding. Lineage: Eukaryota; Fungi; Ascomycota; Eurotiomycetes; Chaetothyriales; Herpotrichiellaceae. The transcript is spliced from 3 exons. The record is from RefSeq and is a predicted model, not a curated record. The coding region runs from base 1 to 906 and encodes 301 amino acids.